AAACUAGCCGACAAGAUUUAUGUAAACGUUGCCAGCUAGCAUUGGUAUACUUGUCAAUCGAAAUUAUCAAAAUACAUCUAUGAUUGAAUUCCUAUAGUCAUUUAGUUGUGCAGUCCAUUUAAACUUGCUACGUUUUGUCACUUGCUGUAAACGUAGACCUUAGCUAACGCCAGAUAACUAGCUAAGUUACUAGCAGUUUCCAGUGGGUAAACCUACGUUGGGAUAUUGAUCUGCAAUUUCAAAUACUACAUUUAGCUAGCCACAUGCUUUGAAAUAUAUUGAACAAGCUGGAAUCUCUUUAACUACUACCUGUGAUGAUUUAGAAUUCUAAACUAGCCGGUAUAAAAAUGCAAACAAUAUAUAAUGGCACAAUGAAAUAGGAAUCGUACCACAGUCGGCAGUGUGUGGCUAGAUAUGCAAUUGCUUUUCGUAGUUGACAGCUAGUUAGUUCAUUUUAAAUUUGUCCUUUUGCAAUCUUUGUAGCCAUUGUAACAGACUGGAUAGAGGAGGACAGAAGAAGAGGUAUUGUUACAUUGCUUGCUUUGUUGGUGACGAUGAGGCAAAGUAGCAUUAGUAUGGGUGUCUGCACGACUGCUGGCUAUGGAUCACAAAAGAUCUCUUUUUGUCAUGAAUGACAUCAUUACUACUAUGUUCAACAAUAAAUUCCUGGAAGAGUUGUUCAAACCACAAGAACUGUACUCCAAGAAGGCUUUGAGGACAGUCUUUGAUCGACUUGCCCAUGCCUCUAUUAUGAGGCUUAACCAAGCUAGUAUGGACAAGCUUUAUGACUUAAUGACCAUGGCAUUCAAGUAUCAAGUUCUUUUAUGCCCUCGACCAAAAGAUAUUCUUCUUGUGACCUUCAACCACAUGGAUGCAAUCAAGGACUUUGUAAGAGACACCCCCACUAUUCUCAGCCAAGUGGAGGAGACAUACAAGCAGCUCAUAGAGAUAUAUACUCCUAUGUCUGGUGGUGAAUUUCAACUAAUUAGACAAACACUGCUCAUUUUCUUUCAAGAUAUGCACAUAAGAGUGUCCAUAUUUCUGAAAGACAAAGUGCAAAACUCCAAUGGACGCUUUGUACUCCCCACAUCAGGACCCGUUCCAUAUGGGACUCACACUCCAGGACUUAUCCGGAUGUUCAGUUGUAAUGGUGAUGAGGUGAAGAGGAUACAGUUUCGUGAUGAUGGAAACUACAGUGCGGCUCUUCGUGAGGGAUCUUUCGAUUUGUUUGGUGACAGAGUUAUUAAACUUGGAACAAACAUGUAUAGUGUGAGCCGUCCUUUGGAGACACACAUGUCUGGAACCUCCAAAAAUUCUUUACAGCAUACCAAGGUCAACACAAUACCAAACCCCUUGGCCAAGGAGGAGCUCAAUCUUCUUGCUAAACUGAUGGGAGGACUGGAGGUCCAAAAUCCAAGCAACCCUGACUCUGGAUUCCGUGUUAACCUUUUCACUACUGAUGAGGAGGAAGAGGAAGCUUUGAUAUCAAGACCAGAGGAGCUCUCUUAUGAAGUUAUUAAUAUACAAGCAACCAAGGAUAAAAAGGCCAAUGCAAAGUUGGCAAAGAUCAUGGGUGAGUUUAGUGAGCUGGAAGAGCCUGCCCCAAGCUCCAGUAGCAAAGGUGAUGACCUGUUGUCCAUGAUGGAUGGCCUGUGACAUGGAGUGAAUUUGGCUGCUGUUAAGUGGUCAGCAUACUGAAAGCUGUUCGCACUCAGAGUGCAGUGUCUCACUCAAAGUGACAAGAGACCUACCAUCUCACACAAUAGCAAAAAAAAUGGAAGCUAACGUGUUUAUGUUGGUAGAGUCUGUCAAAGUCAGAUAUUGUCCAUCUUGUUUGGAUCCUCCCAAUGUUUGACAUUCUUUUUCUGAGCAAGAAUGCACUGUAGCCCUGUUGUGUAGCUGUGGAAAUUUAUAAAUCUUGUCAAGAGUAGAAAGUUUGCAAAGCUCACAGUUUUUCCAUCCACAAAUGCCUUUUAAUGUCUUAAUGGCCAUGGUUUCCCUCAAAAUAUACCUAAAGUACUGGUGAGGUUUAGUGAAUUAUUAAAAUAGGAAUGAAGUCUUUGGUUAAAAUGGACAUUAUUUCACAACAUCAAGAUGAUAACACUACUACCCCUUACCUGUCCACAAACAACUGAAUGCUGCUUUCAAUUUUGUUGAUGAUCAUAUUUUUGGAGAUUGGUUUUGCCAUUAUGUUUUUCCACACAACUUGGACUUAUCUGUGUGCUAAUGGUCAUGUGCAGUGCAUUUAUUAGGCAUGUUUGACUGUAGUGAACAUUAAAGGAAAAUUAAGGGGGAAUUGUCUAAAAUGUCCUUUUGAUUUUGAGGCUUUUCACACUUCUGUAAUAUCAUCUGCUGUGCCAUACAAGAUGUGAUGCUCAUGUAUAUCAAAUCCAUUGUAGAAUAUGUGCAUCACAUUUAGUGAUUAAUUAUCAGUGCAUAUCAAAAACAAAACAAUGUUGUAUAAGACUUGCAAAUGCAUAAAAAUGCCACCCGAGAAAUUCUAAAAGUUGUGUAACCUUUUAGACAAGAGUUUCAUGGGAUGUGUUUCUGUUAUAAAAUCAGAGAACGAGUCAAGAGGGUAAAGUAAAUUUGUCACAUAUUUGCACUUGCAUAAAAUGGAUCAUGAUGAUUUUGUUUUUAUUUUGGUUGGAUUUCUGUGCUUUCUGUUGAUAAACUAGCUGGCAAUGCCUAGCUGAAAGAUUAUAAAUACAGUUCAUAUUAGAAUCCAAUUGAUCAAACUCCACAUGUACAGACAAGGGAUUUAAAAAUGAAUGUUAAAAUUAAUUUUCCAAGUUCUCUCUACCUGCAGUCUGCAUUAGAUUUUGAGACUGCAUUAGAUUUUGAGAUGCCACAAGUUACAAUUAGAUCUGAAGACAAUGAUAUGUGAUUUCUGAUGUGUCUUAGAUGUCUCAGAGAAAAACCCAUGAAAGUGGUAUUCACUGAACUGCAAUAGAUCCACUAGUAAAGGAUAUGACAUUAUGACAACUGAAACAUAUUUAGAGAAGAUUUUUGAAAAAUUAUUUAAGCACAUGGCAGAUUCCUAAGUGCACUUGUCCAGAUUGUUUAGCGCAAAUCAUUUAAUCAACAGAAUAUUUGAGAUUUAUGUAAUUCACUACAUUUUAUAGCAUUUGUGUUUGUUUUGUCAGGAUUUAAAAGACCAGCCAUAUUAAAGAUUUUUUAUUUUGUCUAUUUUGUUCUGUGGUGUUACAGAGUAAAGCAUGGUAUUAUUACAUGACAAAACUGCAUUUAC
Molecule: messenger RNA, 3250 nt
Organism: Electrophorus electricus (electric eel)
Lineage: Eukaryota; Metazoa; Chordata; Actinopteri; Gymnotiformes; Gymnotidae
Source: RefSeq, a predicted model, not a curated record